Messenger RNA from Adineta ricciae, 909 nucleotides. The record is from the annotation of a GenBank genome assembly. Lineage: Eukaryota; Metazoa; Rotifera; Eurotatoria; Adinetida; Adinetidae.
AUGACCGAUAAUAGUGCUGCUUCAUCCAACCUUAAUACAUCGGCUAGUGCUGCUGCUGCUGGUAAAGGUAAGAAAAAGGCCGCUGGCUCAUCAGCAAAUAAAACCAAAAAAGCGAAAAGCGCAAGCACCCAUCCAAAAUUCGCCGCUAUGAUUAAACAAGCAAUAACACAAUCGAAUGAUCCUAAUUUUAAAGUAAAUGCUGCGACUGCCAAUCAACACCUUAAAGUUGCAUUACGCGCCGGUACAAAAAAUAAAACAUUAAAACAAACGAAAGGUAUUGGUGCAAGUGGAAGCUUUAAAUUGGCCACACCAGCUAAGCAAGUCAAAUCGGCAACUGGUACAAAGAAGGUCGCAGCGAAAAAAUCGUCCGCAGCCAAACCACGUAGCCGAUCGAAGACACCAGGUGGAAGCAAAAAAGCUGCUGGUGCAUCACCAAAGAAAGCACGAUCGUCAAGCAAAGGAAAAGCUGCCGGUGAAGGAAAACGAAAACGCUCAGCAUCUCCAACAAAGAAAGCAUCGACGAAAAAAGCUGCCAAAGCUACGAACGUUCCAACUGCAACAACCGAUGCCAAUGCCUCAGCCACUGCAGCUGCUCCUGCUGCUGCUGCUGCUGCUCCAAAGAAGAAAGCUGCCGCACCCAAAAAAGCUAAAUCAGCUAAACCAAAAUCAAAAGCAGCAGCUAAACCAAAAGCUGCAGGAAGUGCUAAAGCCAAGAGUCCAAAGAAGAAGACCGCAUCCCCAAAGAAGAAAGCUGCCGGUGCAUCCAAACCAAAAUCUAAGAAAGCUGCUCCAUCCGCAUCGUCGAGUGCAAGUGGAUCAUCCAGCAGUGCAGCUAAACCAGUCAAAAAAGCGAGCAAACCAGCCGCCAAGAAAGCCAAAAGUCCCAAAAAGGCCGCCAGCAAAAAGUGA